AUGUGUGCCCACCCCACGCACAUCCGUCCGUUCCCGUACGCGGUUAUGAGGCUCCUUCCUGUCCUCCUCUUCCUCAUCGCGGUCCAGGCGGACACUCAAGUGCUGCCAUCUAACAAUUCCCUCUCUACUUCGUCCUACUUCCGCAUUUGGGGUUCCAGCCACCUCGACAACCAGCAUCUUGCCCCGCUCACCCAAUCUCUUCUCCAGCUGACGGACGCCCAGCAAAAGGCCUUUGAUAUCUCGGGCGCCGUCAAAGAAGUCACUUCCGUCAAUCCAUUUGGAUUGCAGAGUUCGCAGAUUGCCUGCAUUCCGUGCGAUCCGUCGUUUUACUCCGGGAACUUAGACGCCGGCCAGACGCUCGACUACGUUAUCGGCCAGGAUCCUGCCGCCGUCAUCCUCUACAGUGAAUCGGCCACCCAUUGCAAUCUCUCGACCGAUGGUACCGCCGAGUCUUUUCGCUACGUCUUUACGCUGAUCGGGAAUAAUUCGACGGCCAUCACCGCAUUGCAAGAGACCUUCAAUUCCCCCAACAAGACUGUUAACAUCAUCGCCAUGGCGACCAUCAAUCCAUCCGGCUAUACCAACAGUACCGACACGGGCGGAGGCACCGGUAACAGUCCAAACACUGCGAUGAUCAUCCUAUACAGCAUUACGGGUAUCAUCACCGCUUUGUUCUUGGGUAUUAUCAUCACGGGCGCUGUCCGUGCCCAUCGCCAUCCUGAGCGGUACGGCCCUCGCCGAACUGUCGGUCGGCCUCGACAAAGUCGAGCGAGAGGCAUUGCACGUGCCAUGCUCGAAACGAUACCCAUCGUCAAAUUCAACGAAAACGAUGGUGUGGACGCCGCCAAGCGAGAUAUCGAGAUGGCCAGAUCGGAUGACCCCAAUCAUGAGCAUUCCCCGGCCAACUCUCAAGAGAAUGUCGCCGCCCAAACGACUCCCCGUGAGACCGAGAUGGAGACUACCGAGCAGCAAGAUGACCGACCGACCCCGGCUCCUGAGCCAAAGACUGACGCAACCGAGGCGGGCAACUUCUCGUGUCCCAUCUGUACCGACGACUUUGUCAAGGGUCAGGACCUGCGUGUACUCCCCUGUAACCAUCAAUUCCAUCUCGAGUGUGUCGAUCCCUGGCUUAUGAAUGUGUCGGGCACAUGCCCUCUCUGCCGUAUCGACCUCAACCCAGCCAAGGAAGGAGAGAACGCCGAACAUCCGGAAGGUGAAAACGCCGAAAACGCCGGAGAAACCGCAGCAGACGGCACCUCAGCCGAUGCAAUCCAAGGCCGCCACGGCCACCGACUAACAGGUUAUCUCAACGCUCGGCGCAUGCACCACGCCAGCGUCGAAGAGCGCCUCACCGCACUGCGCCGCGUCCGCGAAGCAAACCAGGAUCAGGCGACCGACGAGGCGUCCCGCCCCAAUCGCAACCGCCUAGCCACGCGUCUCCGCGAGCGCUUCCGCAUUCGCACGCGUGCUCACGGCGUCGAGACCACCAGCCCCGGCGAAAGUGGUACCACGACCCCGACCGUCCCGGCACCGGCGCACACGGCACCGGAGUCGACAUGA
Messenger RNA from Penicillium atrosanguineum, 1560 nucleotides. Its product is annotated as RING-H2 finger protein. The record is from RefSeq and is a predicted model, not a curated record. The coding region runs from base 1 to 1560 and encodes 519 amino acids. The transcript has 4 exons. NCBI's taxonomy places the organism in Eukaryota, Fungi, Ascomycota, Eurotiomycetes, Eurotiales, Aspergillaceae.